Eurypyga helias (sunbittern) is the source of this 1217-nucleotide messenger RNA. It is a transcript of the gene RMDN3, whose product is annotated as regulator of microtubule dynamics 3. The annotation marks the transcript as partial. The record is from RefSeq and is a predicted model, not a curated record. Gene Ontology annotation, cellular component: mitotic spindle pole; cytoplasm; spindle microtubule. Gene Ontology annotation, molecular function: microtubule binding. The transcript has 11 exons. Lineage: Eukaryota; Metazoa; Chordata; Aves; Eurypygiformes; Eurypygidae.
CCGUGCCCAGGGUGCCGGUCCCGGUCGAGGCAGGAGAUGGGGCUGUGUACACGCCUCUCCUGGCGCACGCUGAGCAGGCGGAUGUGCUGGAGCGCCUUGACUUCGUGCUGAGGAACAUUUCCGAGCUCAGAAAGGAGGUGGAGGAGCUACGGAACAGCCUGCAGCACUUGGCUGCAGAAAUCGUUGGCGGAGUCAGGUCCCAUCUGGAAGAAACCCAGAAAGCAACUCGCCGGAGGCGAUUCCCAUUUCCUAGAGAAAGGAGUGAUUCCACAGGCUCCAGUUCAAUUUACUUCACAGCCAGCUCAGGGGCAGCCAAUACGGACGAUGGAGAAAGCGAAGGAGGGUACAGCACAGCUAACGCGGAGUCUGACUACGACCGGGAGUCCGAGAGAGAGAGCGCGGAAGAGGAAGAUGAAGUGAGCUGUGAAACAGUGAGAACUGCGCGUCGGGAUUCCCUGGAUCUCGUCAACGAGGACGAGGGGCUUUUAGCCGUGGAUUCCCUGCUGACGGAAGGACUGGGACAUCUGCUGCAGCAGGCUGACCGCCUGCAUGACGGAGAUGAGCAGGAGAAGAGAGAGGGAUUCCAGCUGCUGCUGAAUAACAAACUGGCGUACGCGGACCAGAAGGACUUCCGUUGGCGCCUGGCCCGAGCGUAUAGUGACAUGUGUGAGAUUGCGGAAGACGCGGAUGAGAAGAGGUCGUACGCGGCUGAUGGGAAAGAAGAGAUGGAAACUGCUUUGCAGACGUGGGAUCAAAGUGCCGAGUGCCAUCAGUGGUACGCUGUUCUCUGUGGGCAGUUAUCGCAGCAUCAGAGUACUCGGGAGCGCAUUCAGACUGGGUAUGUUUUCAAGGAACACAUCGACAAAGCGAUUGAACUGAAACCAGAGGAUCCAAAGUCUUACUACCUGUUGGGCAGGUGGUGUUACCAGGUUUCCCACCUGGGAUGGCUGGAAAAAAAGACUGCUUCGGCUUUGUUUGAGGCUCCCCCCACGGCCACUGUACAGGAGGCGCUGCAGAACUUCUUACGGGUUGAGGAACUGAGCCCAGGAUUUUCCAAAGCAGGAAGAGUGUACAUUGCCAAGUGCUACAGGGACCUGGGGAACAAGUCUGCAGCUGGUCUCUGGAUGGCCCUGGCUUCGGAGCUGCCAGCUAACACGAAAGAGGAUGCCGAGAGCGAGGGAGAGCUGGAAGAGAUGCGGUCGGUCUGGCAGGAGUAA